AUAUUACGCGCUAUGUGGAUAAUUAAUCAAGCCAGGGCGCCGUCGAUUCGAAGUUCCGCGCUUGAAAUCCACGAGCGAUGGCGGUGACGGGAUAUGAAAAAGUUUCAGUUAAACUUUGCGCUCUGGAAGUGAAAACGAAGAGUAUCUCAAGGACGCGCUUCGGCCCUGAGUCACCCUUCUGUCCGAGAGCGCGUCGAGUGGAACGGGGGAACCAGACCACGGAGAAGACAGAUAGAAUGGAAGAGACGAUGUACGCGUUCGGUAGGAAGAGGCAGGAAAAAGAGUGAGAAGAUCACCGGAUUUUUUCGGGGGAGGAGACAUUGGAGGUUGCGGGGAAGCGAAAUGCGAACGAAGCAAGAGGCACACACACACCACCACCAGCACCCGAGGGGGUCGCGCAUGCGUUCGCCCGCCACUCGCCGACGAGGAUGUUCGACGUUUUUCUCAGUCACCGGUCGACGCUGCGCUGGACACCAGCGUCGUGCACGAUAGUGCGCGUACGUACCGUUCAAGAAGGUUCAUGACGUUCCAACUGCCCGCUUGCCGAUAGUAGCCGCGUGACCGACGUCGCGGUCGAUACGACUGCUUACCUCCGGUAAAAGUAGUGCCACGACUCAGGCAAGUGUGAGCGGAGGAAUCGCACUCGGUGAGAGACGGCUCGUCCUUGCUUCGACGAUUACCCGCUUUCCUCUUUCCUUCUCUUCCAUUCCUGGAUUUGGUCGUUCCACGGAGAACCCUGGAUUUGCUCGUCCCGCAAAGAAACCCUUCCCCUUCUCUCUCUCUCUCUCUCUCUCUCCCUCUUUCUUUCCAUGUGUUUCCCUCGUGAGGCGGAGGAUCCCUGGAAAGCACAUCCUAUCCAGAAUUAGUAUUUCCCUCCGGAAGCAGUUCGAUACGCCUGAGGCUGCUCAGGUGAGGGAAGUGCAGGUGAGAGGAGCAACACAUAUCGGUGGCACAAGGGUGUCUAAAGAGGCUCACGACAAGGAUACUUCUCUUCUUCAGCAUAAGAUGCGAUCGGCGUGGAGCGUACGCUCGUUCGGCCGACGUUGCAGGUCUGGAACGCGCGGCCUGGAGCACCGGGCUUGCUGAAGUCCGCGGAGGACAGGGAGUCUUUCGACGAUGCUGCGCUCCUCACACAAACCAUCCUCACUCGGCUUCACCGUUGCGAGUAGUAACGUCCGGGAGUGAUCGCGAACGUAGCUGGCGAGGAGCGUACAUCGGGACUCUUAUCGGUGCGAUGACAAUCAUUUCCCGCGCGCUAUCGUCGUCGUCAUCGAGCCUUACGCAGCCGCGGGAAUAGCCGAGAGAGAAGACCGUUGUUGAGCGAGGGGGUCUCCGCAGAAGAGAAGAAGAGGUAGGCUACGAGGAGAGAGAGCGUUGAGAAUGUCGCUACAUUAUCCGCAAGGAUAUCGGUAUCGUUCCGCAUCGAAAGCGGGCGGUACCGGAGGAGAGCAGAGCUCUGACAGCGACGUGGCGGAACUCAGUGACCUCGAGGACGAUGAGGACGAGGACGAAGGACCCGGUGAAGCCGUGGACAGGCAAGCGGUCGUGGAGGAGGACGACGAGGACGACGAAGACGACGACGAGGAUGAGGAGGAAGAGGAGGAGGGCGAGGGGUUGCCUUAUCCAGGUUUCGUUCCGAUCGCGCUAAGGUAUCUCGAGCAGACUACACGGCCGCGCAACUGGUGUCUCGCGCUGAUCACUAAUCCGUGGUUCGAGAGAGUGAGCAUGAUGGUGAUACUUCUGAACUGCAUCACGCUCGGGAUGUACCAGCCGUGCGUGGAUGAUAAAUGUGUAACGAAUCGGUGUAAGAUACUGCAGAUGUUCGAUGAUAUCAUUUUUGCCUUCUUCUCCCUGGAGAUGACUAUCAAGAUGGUGGCGAUGGGGAUUUACGGUAAAGGAACCUAUCUCGCAGACUCCUGGAAUAGAUUAGACCUCUUUAUAGUGCUAGCUGGUGCUUUCGAAUACUGCCUAAACGUGGAAAAUAUGAAUCUGUCAGCCAUACGGACGAUAAGGGUUUUAAGGCCGUUACGAGCGAUCAAUCGAAUACCAAGUAUGAGGAUAUUGGUGAUGUUGUUACUGGACACUCUUCCUAUGCUGGGCAAUGUCCUGUUACUGUGCUUCUUCGUCUUCUUCAUCUUCGGCAUCGUCGGUGUGCAGCUCUGGGAAGGCAUACUGCGCCAACGUUGCUUCCUAAAGGCGUUGCCUAACGUGAAGUAUCCCGACGAUCUGGAGAAAUAUUUCGAGUAUCAGGGUCAGGAUUACAUUUGCUCGCGUCCCGACGACAGCGGGAUGCACUCCUGCAGUAAUCUACCGCCGCUCAAAUUCGGAAACUUGGUGUGCAACAGCACUGCUCUGCCGAACAAUAACGUCACGUUCGUCAACAAUUACACCUGCGUUAAUUGGAACUAUUACUACACCGAGUGCAAGGGACAGGGCAACAAUCCAUUUCAAGGGACUAUUUCGUUUGAUAACAUCGGUCUCGCCUGGGUCGCCAUAUUUCUAGUAAUCAGUCUGGAAGGAUGGACGGACAUAAUGUAUUACGUGCAGGACGCCCAUUCAUUCUGGGACUGGAUAUAUUUCGUCCUCCUGAUAGUUAUUGGCUCGUUCUUCAUGAUCAACCUCUGCUUGGUCGUGAUCGCGACACAGUUUUCGGAAACGAAGAAGAGGGAGAUGGAAAGGAUGCGGCAGGAGCGCGCGCGUUAUCAUUCGACCUCGACGUUGGCGUCAUCGACAAACACCUCAGAGCCCACCACUUGUUACGCCGAAAUCGUCAAAUACAUCGCUCACCUCUGGCGACGAAGUAAACGAAGACUGAUGAAAAGAUAUCGUCUGUACCUGUACAAGAGGCAGCAGAGACGGGAGCAAAAUUUGCUGAAAGAACAAAGUCAAACGUUCCGCUCGAAUGUCGCGAGAGGAUCGAAUCGAGCGGCAGGUGAUGGGAAACUACAUCACGGAAGGUGUCCGCGACUCCUCGCCGCGUUGGAAUAUGCAGGGCAGCAACAGCAACAGCAGCAAUUGCAGGUUGCCACUAAUGGUAAUGGGGGAUCGAUGGGCGUCGAUUCUCCUACGAUUGCGUCUCCGUUACAAGCGGUCACCACGACCGCUCCUACGAGUAUCGGCAACAGCAGCAACUUGGGCAUCGCGCCCCGUGCCAGUCCUGAGAUUUCCGAGGCCGAAACAUCAGCGAACGUGUGCCACAGAUUGAGCGUGCAUCGCGCUUCCUCAGUUUCUUGCAACGGCAACGAUGUCAUGGGAAAUCCAGCCGAGACGAACAGCACGUUGUUGAGUCCGCCAUGUACGCAUUAUCGGAGAAGAAGCAGCGUAAUGUUUAGCGACGUGGUACUGCUCCAUGGCAGCAAUAAUGUCGGGAAUGCGUUGCCGUUGCAGCCGGGGACGACGGUGACGCCGGGCGAACGUAAUGUCUGUUCGAGCGAGAAGAUGACGCAGACGGGCGAUGGUAACGUUUGGUCCAGUCCGUUGUCGGACCACGUACAGAUGCAAGCUGAGCUGGGUGGCAAUGAGGCUAUGACAUGUCAGGAAUUGCUGGCUCUCAGCGGUGCCCUCAGUGCUGCCCUACCGACAGGCCAGUUAGCGCUCGACUCGUUCUUGAACUCGCUUACGAAAGGUAUCACAGAUCGUCGCAUAACGUUAGAGGAUCGCACUCAGUGGCUCGCAUCCGACCUUGACAAUUGUUCCUGUUGCUGUGAGCAACAAAGCGGCGAUCAGUGGCCGGAGGACACGGAGAAAUGGAGGAAGUUGUCGCGCACGCGGAGAUUCCUGCGGGCCAUCGGCAAUUUCUGCGUCUGCACGUUGCGUUGCGUGAGACGGUGGAUCAAGAAGCUCGUGGAACACAAAUAUUUUCAGCAGGGUAUCCUCCUGGCGAUUCUCAUCAACACUUUGAGCAUGGGAAUCGAGUAUCAUAAUCAGCCGGAACAACUGACGGUCGCUGUCGAAAUAAGCAACAUCGUAUUCUCAGCGAUCUUUGCAGUAGAGAUGUUGCUAAAGAUAAUAGCAGAAGGCCCGUUUGGUUACAUCAGCAACGGCUUCAACGUCUUCGACGGUGUCGUCGUUGUUUUAAGUGUCGUUGAGCUCUGCCAGGCAUUCGUGGAGGAGCGUGGCGGCAGUUCCGGCUUGAGCGUCUUGCGCACCUUCCGCCUACUUAGGAUCCUGAAGCUAGUGCGAUUCCUGCCGAAUCUACGGCGACAGCUGUUCGUGAUGCUACGCACCAUGGAUAACGUUGCCGUAUUCUUUUCUCUUUUAGUACUUUUCAUCUUUAUAUUCAGUAUUCUCGGGAUGAACCUGUUUGGUUGCAAAUUCUGUGAAACGAUGAAAGGCACCUCUGACGUCGAGUGUGAUAGGAAAAACUUUGACUCGUUACUCUGGGCUAUUGUGACGGUGUUUCAGAUCCUCACGCAGGAAGACUGGAACGUUGUCCUCUUCAACGGUAUGCAGAAAACUUCGCAUUGGGCCGCGCUUUACUUCGUAGCGUUGAUGACCUUCGGCAACUACGUUCUUUUCAAUCUUCUGGUCGCUAUUCUCGUCGAAGGCUUUUCGUCGGAGAGAAACGAGAGAAGAGAACGAGAACAGAGGGAAAUGGAGAAGAAGCUCGCUGCGAAGGAGGCCGGGAUGGGUAGCGAGGAUGGAUCGUCGAAGAUGUCAAGGUCACAUUCAAUCUCCGACAGCGACACGUACACCCAGGAUCGAAAGAAUUCGUGGCAGAGCGCGGAGGAGCUGAGGAAGUACAAGGACAAUCGGGAGAAGCAGAACAGCGUGUGGAAGCAACCGAUCGACGAGCCAAAGUGUAACAUCCAGAAGGAGAGCAAAAUGAUGGGCGUGGUAGGGCAGCCGCCGAUAAUCACUCACACAGCGGCCACCCCUCAAGACUCCCCGAACACCACGUUGGAUGUCGGCUACAGAGAUCUCAAUUGCCGUGCGGUUUAUCCCACCGCUGCCCUUUCGAUCGAGUCCAUCGAUCGAUCUGGUAGUCAGUGUAGCAUACCCUCAGGGUUGUUGAAGCUACCCGAUGUAUCCAAUAAAAUACCGACGAAUAAUUUACUAGUCGGCCAAUUUCCGAGACGGAUAAGCCUCGUCACAGCUGUAGUUAGUCCCCAGACUAGAGACUCGAGCUCCAGCCCACCAAGAAUACAGAGAGGAUACUCGUGGCGUUUGUCACGGCCGUCCCUGAAGAGGAAACGAUGGUCGCAGGGUGAAGAUGAGAACACCAGUCCUACCACUAUACUUAAUAACGGGCGCAGCACUCUCGUCGGGUCUAACCCAACUUUUAACGGCGGUUACUUGCACGGUUCUAUAAGAAACGACACGCAACGCGAUGCGCCCAACAAUCGAACUACCGUCCUGACAAGCAAUAAUCGUAGUCUGAGUCCUAAUAAUUCGCUCGAAAGUCACGGCCAGUCGAUUCAUCGUUACACAGUCACGCCUAAUCAGAUGCGAUGGAUCGGCGAGUUUUCUCGGAGGAACUCGCUGCGCGGAUACGAGAACGUUCAUGAGACGUCUGUGAAGAAGACGCUGCCGCUGGACGAGAUGCUCGCACCGUCCUCGACUCCCCGUACGAUCAACAAUCUUUCGAUGGAGGCUGCCCCACUGCCGAAAAUCAAGAGACUUCCCGAGCAGGAAGAGGAACACCCGAGGACGGGCGAGCAGACACCGCCGUCGAACGGCCACGGGAGCGCGAGCAGCAUCGAGAGGAUCAAGAAGAUAUUUAUGUUCUUCGAACCUAAGGGCUGCCUAAAGGAGCGUGACGAUUAUUCCUUAUAUCUGUUCCCACCUAACAAUAGGUUUCGUAUUUUGUGUCGAUGGUUCGUCGACCAAAAGUGGUUCGACAAUGUGGUCCUGUUGUUCAUUGGAUUGAAUUGCAUCACUCUGGCGAUGGAACGGCCAAAUAUACCGCCGGACAGCCGCGAGAGACUUUUCUUAUCUACCGCAAAUUACAUUUUCACCGCCGUUUUCGCCAUUGAGAUGUUUAUCAAGGUUGUCGCGUCAGGUAUGUUGUACGGUUCGGAUGCGUAUUUUACCUCCGGCUGGAAUAUCAUGGACGGAUCUCUCGUUAUCAUUUCCAUAAUUGACUUGUCGAUGUCAUUACUCUCGUCCAGUAGCCCGAGAAUAUUUGGAAUAUUGAGGGUUUUUCGGCUUCUGAGGUCGUUGAGACCCCUGCGAGUCAUCAAUCGCGCGCCGGGUUUAAAACUGGUCGUUCAGACUUUGUUAUCUUCAUUGCGGCCCAUCGGCAACAUCGUCUUGAUCUGUUGCACGUUCUUCGUGAUUUUUGGUAUCCUCGGAGUGCAACUCUUUAAGGGUGCUUUCUAUUAUUGCGAAGGCCCCGACAUCAAGAAUGUACGUAAUAAGACGGACUGUCUAGCCGACGAGCGAAACUUGUGGCUGAAUAGAAAGUACAAUUUCGACGAUCUCGGUAAAGCCCUCAUGUCACUGUUCGUCUUGUCAUCGCGAGACGGCUGGGUGAACAUCAUGUAUACCGGCUUGGACGCGGUUGGAGUCGAUCAGCAGCCUGUCGAAAAUUACUCCGAGUGGCGAUUGUUGUAUUUCAUCGCGUUCAUACUGCUGGUGGGUUUCUUCGUGUUGAAUAUGUUCGUCGGCGUGGUGGUGGAGAAUUUUCACAGGUGCCGCGAAGAGCAGGAGAAGGAGGAACGUGUGCGCAGAGCGGCGAAACGAGCGUUGCAGAUGGAGAAAAAGAGACGAAAGAUGCACGAGCCGCCGUAUUACACCAGCUAUUCCAAGUCGCGAUUGUUCGUACACAACGUCGUGACGUCCAAGUAUUUCGACUUGGCGAUCGCGGCCGUGAUCGGUCUCAACGUCGUCACGAUGGCGAUGGAGUUUUAUAUGAUGCCGAAGGCGCUCACGUAUGCGCUCAAGAUAUUCAACUACUUCUUCACCGCCGUCUUUAUCCUCGAGUCGUUCAUGAAGCUCGUCGCUCUCGGCCUGCAGCUUUAUCUGAAGGACAAAUGGAAUCAAUUAGAUGUGGGAAUAGUGAUACUGUCGGUGGUCGGUAUUGUGUUGGAAGAAGUCGAGUCCAAGAUCAUCCCCAUUAAUCCAACGAUAAUUCGAGUAAUGAGAGUGCUACGGAUAGCCCGAGUGCUGAAGCUUUUGAAAAUGGCGAAGGGUAUACGUGCUCUUUUGGAUACGGUAAUGCAGGCAUUGCCGCAGGUUGGCAACCUGGGACUAUUGUUUUUCUUGCUCUUCUUCAUUUUUGCCGCGUUAGGGGUGGAACUUUUCGGUCGACUAGAAUGCAGCGAUGACAUGCCUUGCCAAGGUCUUGGCGAGCACGCGCAUUUUAGUAACUUUGGCAUGGCCUUCUUGACGCUUUUCCGGGUCGCCACUGGCGACAACUGGAAUGGAAUCAUGAAGGACACGCUAAGGGACGAUUGCGAUGACGCUGCAGACUGCGUGAAAAAUUGUUGCGUGAGCACCAUCAUCGCUCCGAUAUUUUUCGUCAUUUUUGUUCUGAUGGCGCAAUUUGUGCUGGUGAACGUCGUUGUUGCUGUGCUAAUGAAACACCUGGAGGAAAGUCACAAACAGAUGGAAGAUGAGCUUGAUAUGGAGACGCAGUUGGAGAGGGAAUUGGCCGCUGAACAGGAAGAGCUUUUGGAAGUGGAGGAGGAAGAUGAGGAUGAUAUAGGGAUGAAUGGUAGAUUGGACGGUGAGGAUGAAGAUGACGAAGACAGAGAGCGCGAGUCUAUGGUAGGAAACGAGAAAAUAUGCGCCGCGAGACCAGGACUAGCCAAAGUUCGUUCCUUACCUGCGAACUUUAUUUAUAAUCCACCGAGAGAAAGGAAUAUCGAUGACGCCUCGAUUUCCAUGUCCUUGGACGAGAAACGUCGCAAUUCGUAUUACCGUUCGAAUUCAAGACCGUCCAAGUUUAAAUCGAAACGCCGACAAACCUUCCAUUCGGGUCAUCACCAACGAAGGUCAUUACUACCGAUGCACUUUGAGGUCUCCGAGGUAUUCGAAAAGCCGGUCAGCAAUUUAACCGUACCUCGAAUAAUUCCGCAUCGCCAUUACGCCGCCGCUAAUCAGACCAUCGAUUACGUGCAACGUCAAAAGCCGCAGACAACCAGCGAGACACAGGAGAACAAGUCUCUGUUGAGUGUAAGCAGGCCGGCGGCCGGUUCGAUCACGCCCGCCGGCUCGAGCAGCAACCUCAACAUACCGCCCAAGUUGAACAGCGACCGUUUCCUCAUGCCGACCGCCGACAUCUACCCGUCCAAAGCGAUGAUGACUCGCCGGACGUCCAGCGACAUGCAAUCGGACACGAGCGCAGCGGCCGACACACGGACGUUCAGCAUUGCGAACGGUUACGUUGGCGGCAAGCUUCGCUUGGAAGAUCAGCAACAAAAACCGAAGGAGGAGAAACGCGCGGCGCCGAUGGUGACCAUGGACGACCUCGACGUGCAGUCGAUCAUAAACGAGAGAAGACCGACGAAAUUAAGGACGCACGACGCGGUGACGUCCGCCGCCACCAGUUCCAGCGAUCAGUACAGCGCGGCCAUUCGCGGCGAAGGCUACGGGCACAUCUACGCCGCCGACGACCUGUCGCCGUGCGGCAACGAGAGCGGCAGCAUCGCGGGCAGUUUGAGCGCGGCGGGCAGCAUCAGCCGAAGCAGCGGUGUACUCGCCGGGGUGCACAUCGGCGAAGGCGGCGCCAUCGGCUCCGACGUGAGGAUAUAUGUAGACGACACGGACUCGGCGAGCAGCAACGGCCAUCGUCGCCCGCUGCGCAGCGAUGACACCUUGGACGCACCUUCGACCACCGUCUCCUCCAGCACGACGAUGAAAAACGGCGGCACCGACGGCGACGAUGGCAGCGAUAACGGCAGCAGUGAUAGUGCUUGCACAGAGAACGACAGGGAGAUCUCAGCCAAGAGACCGUCCUCUGUCGGCAGAUCUCCAGAUUCCUCUUAAAGAAUCCAAAGCAAACGAGCCGAAGUUUCAUUGUACACCCCUAGUGUUUGCCUCAGAUGACUUCAAAUCUUCAUCCGGAUGAAGAUGGGAUGAAAGUUCGAAAGAUUCAUCUUAUGAGGAUGAUUUUGUUUUUAAUUUGUCCAGAUGAAAGUUAAGAUAUAUGGCUCUAUUUAUCCGAAUAAUUUUCUAGAUGAUAUUGUUUUUGCAUGAGAGACUUUAUAGAAAUUUAUAAUGAAAAUUACGUCGAUCAUAAAAUUGCAUACGGUUAAGCAAUUCGUCAACGUAAUCACACUAAAUUUAAAGAUCUAGCGAGAAAGACCAAUAAUCAUUGACUAUACUCACUAAUCGCUGAGUUUUCUGAACGCAUUAUUUCAGUCUUUUUCUAUAAAACCCAUAUCAGACUACUGACUGUGAAGACCGAUUUGACUGGCGAUUACGACUAUCGAUUCUCGAAGGGCCUAUCAUAGUGAAGCGUGAUGUAUUGUAAUUGGUCCGUUAAGAAUUGGCAGUUGUAAUCGGAUCGGCCUUCACAGUCGACAGUUAGAUACGGGCUUAAAAUCGAUUGAUCAAUUGAAAAAAAUGAUCUAUUCUUUUUGGUUGCACCGCUGAACUGGUACAAUAAAUUAGUGUGACAUAUUUUUGUUUCGCUCUAACUUAUUGCGGUUCAGCAGUAUAGCUAAGAAGAACAGACCAAAAAAGACAAAGCUGAAAUUUGUUGGAAUCUAAUCUCCAAUCCCUAGUCUGAUACGGGCUUAACGUAUAGGUCUAUAUUAUUUCGCUCAUUUUAUCGAAAAAUUAGUUCAGAAUAUGGACCGUAACAUCAUUUCAGAUCAUUUUUAGAU
This is a messenger RNA of Dinoponera quadriceps, 9773 nucleotides long. RefSeq names its product voltage-dependent T-type calcium channel subunit alpha-1G (gene Ca-alpha1T). Gene Ontology annotation, biological process: neuronal action potential; membrane depolarization during action potential; calcium ion transmembrane transport. Gene Ontology annotation, molecular function: voltage-gated sodium channel activity; low voltage-gated calcium channel activity. The transcript is spliced from 34 exons. Bases 1381 to 8931 code for a protein of 2516 amino acids. NCBI's taxonomy places the organism in Eukaryota, Metazoa, Arthropoda, Insecta, Hymenoptera, Formicidae. The record is from RefSeq and is a predicted model, not a curated record. Gene Ontology annotation, cellular component: neuron projection; voltage-gated calcium channel complex; plasma membrane.